Micropterus dolomieu (smallmouth bass) is the source of this 1044-nucleotide messenger RNA. RefSeq lists its product as uncharacterized. Gene Ontology annotation, cellular component: cytoplasm. Gene Ontology annotation, biological process: programmed cell death. The record is from RefSeq and is a predicted model, not a curated record. The transcript is spliced from 10 exons. NCBI's taxonomy places the organism in Eukaryota, Metazoa, Chordata, Actinopteri, Centrarchiformes, Centrarchidae. The coding region runs from base 16 to 1044 and encodes 342 amino acids.
UGGGCAGGCAACGACAUGACGAACUUCGUUGGAACUCUUUGUUUCUUAAAGCUUCCAGUGAGACAGGAGAUGUUUAAGCAGUAUAUCAAAGAGGUUCUCCAUCAAGUGGACCCAGAAGCGAAUUUCAUCUACCAUGGAAGUUUAAUAAAGAAGGUGGAUCUCCUGACACUGGUCAAGAAGAAGAAGAACACAUUAUUUUCCACUGAUUAUGAGGUGAUGGAUGUUACAUUUGCUCAUCUUCUGCCAGAAUUUGCUUCAUUCUCUGAGUAUACAGAAGAAACAGUCAUCAAGGAUUACCAGUACAGUGGCCAGAACCUUGUGAAAGCUGACAUACAUGGAGGUGUUGGGAAGGACUCAGCAGGCGUCAAAGGAGAAGCACACAGUGAACAAAAAGUCUCAUCUGUCUCCAUUAAAGCGAAGAAAGCUGACAUUGUCAAGUUGAAGGAGAAAUACUGUGGCCAGAAGAUUAACACUGGCUACAUACCCAAACUGAAGAAGGGAGAGGUGCUGGCUUUUGUAGAUAAGAUCGUCUUCAACACAGCAGAUGUCACCUUAUCUGGAAAAACUGGAGUGGACGGCUCCUGUGAAGCAAGUUGGAAUGUGUUUGUGAAGUUCUUACUGGCAGGCAACAAGAAGACAGAGAGCUCUUUUACUGUCCCAGCAGGCCAGGUUUAUGCCUACAGCCUCAAAGAGAUCAAAUUUAAUGAUGAAGAGAUUGCUGCCAAAAAAAUAUUCCUGGGACCAGACGCAUUUGAAUCUGACAACUGUACUGCGGAGACACUUGAGGCAACUGAAGCAGCCCUGGCAUCUGAUACAUUUGAACCUGACAACUGUACUGAGAAAACCUUUGAGACCAUGCAACAAGUGCAAGAAGAGUUACUGAGGACAGACGCUGUUUUACAGCCGCUGGCUCAGCUUCCCCAGGAGACUCGCUUUGCUCUGUCCAAGAGCCUCAGUCAGCUCCCAGAAGACAGGGACGCUCUGGCUCUUCUAAAGCAAAAGUUGCUCCAGAGGCGUGCGACCUCUGACACACUUAGCAAUUGA